Messenger RNA from Oikopleura dioica, 792 nucleotides. The record is from the annotation of a GenBank genome assembly. NCBI's taxonomy places the organism in Eukaryota, Metazoa, Chordata, Appendicularia, Copelata, Oikopleuridae.
AUGUUAAAGAAUAUCCGCAGAGCAUAUUCUUACAUUUCUCUGGAGCAAACUGGAGCGCUUUCGAUUUUGAAAUUUAACCGACCGAAGAAAUACAAUGCGAUCAACCCUGACAUGUACGAUGAGAUCGGAGAUGCAUUGAGAAAAGAAAAGGCUAAUGAUUCUUCGUCACUAUUGGCAAUUACUGGCGAAGGUUCCUAUUAUUCUUCCGGAAACGACCUGACUGCUUUUGCUAAAUGGAUGGCACAAGGCAAAUCGCAAGAAGAAAUGGCCGAAACAGCGCAUGAUAUCAUGGUCCCUUUUGUCGAUGCUUUUAUCGAGUUUGACAAGCCUAUGAUCUCUGUUGUGAAUGGACCGGCUGUUGGAAUCGGAGUUUCUCAUCUUGGCCUUGCUGAUUUUGUUUAUGCUCAUGAAUCAGCAACUUUCUACAUGCCCUUUACGAUACUUGGUCAAUCCGCCGAGGCUUGCUCUUCAGUGACAUUCCCGAAGAUCAUGGGUCCUUCAGAUGGGCACGCUAUGAUCAUGUUCAACAAGAAAAUCGACGCCGAAGAAGCGAAAAACUCGAAGCUCGUUGGAGAAAUCUAUUCUGAUGAUGGACCUGUUUGGCAAAAAAUCGAGGAAUAUUCUAAAUUGCCGAAGAAGUCGUUGAAAUACUCAAAACAGCUCGUUAGGACUGCAGCAGAUGUCGAAUUCUUGAAACAAGUAAAUCUACGGGAAGCAGCUCGACUUCGAGAGCGCUGGGCGAGUCCUGAUUGCGCAGAAGCAAUCAUGAAGUUUUUGAUGCGAAAGGGUUGA